This is a messenger RNA of Marasmius oreades (fairy-ring Marasmius), 2393 nucleotides long. RefSeq lists its product as uncharacterized. Bases 858 to 2255 code for a protein of 465 amino acids. Gene Ontology annotation, molecular function: chitinase activity; carbohydrate binding. The transcript is spliced from 17 exons. Lineage: Eukaryota; Fungi; Basidiomycota; Agaricomycetes; Agaricales; Marasmiaceae. Gene Ontology annotation, biological process: carbohydrate metabolic process. The record is from RefSeq and is a predicted model, not a curated record. Gene Ontology annotation, cellular component: extracellular region.
UGGUAACGUACCCUCAUUUUUAACGGCCAUGAUCUCAUGAUCACCAACGGGCGCGGGAAUCUGUAUAGCCGUGACGACUAAUGCUCUUUGUCCUCUCGCACACUGACAACUGCACAAAGAUCCCAUACAGAACGUGGCCUCAACAGUGCUAGAAAGCUUUCAAGAAUGUUCAGCGAAUUCAACGAUGCCCAAUUUGCGGGCUAAUUGCUUGGUAUGUAGACAUGCCCACCCACAUUCGCUGUCUCGUGCUCAUGCCCGUGAGCAGCACAAGAAUGGUCGUUAUCGGGAGCUUCCUCUGGACUGCUGAAACGCUGGGAACCAUUUAGAGCUCGACAUGUUGCAGCACACGCCUCCUCGCCCUUAUCACGCAGUUUGGAGAUCCCGGUAUGGGAUACAAUGACGUUCCUGAUUCCAGAUGGCUGGUGGGAUGAAUUUGAAGUGCACGAUAAUCAAGCUGUGGUCUCUGAUCCGGUAUCCUUUACAGACCUCGAUCCAUGAAUUUCCCGCUUUCGUGGAAUGCUCAAACAGCGAUUCCCGAGGAACUGGCGCGCGCGCGGAGGCCUGAACAGAUUCGAAAGGAUCGUGACACACAACUAUCCGAGGCAUAUGUGAGUCCUUAUGGGCAUUAUGGUUCAAAGUGAACGCCGAGGCGGCCUAUUAAUCGUCUCAUACAGAUGCUACACGAGGUGCCGCUAUCCGCCACAAGUGUCUGCAUAUGCCGCAGCGUUGAGCGUUUCGAAAAAGGAUUAUAGGGCUUCUCGAAUAGACGGACUCUAUAAAAGCCGUCCCCAGUGACUGGGUAUCACUUCAGGGCUUCGUCUAGAAACCUCCCCAAUAGCUCUCAAACGGACUUCGGGAUGAGAUUCCUCUCGUUCUCUGCUGCGAUCGGGCUCCUCUCCUCCUCUGUCUGGGCCUACGACAAUUCUAGGUCCGAUAACCUCGCUGUCUACUAUGGUCAGAACUCCUACGGCGCCACUCAUGGCUCUGAUACUGCCAACUGGCAACAGGGGCUAUCCCACUAUUGUCAGGACGACGUAAUCAACGCUUUCCCAAUAGCCUUUAUUAAUGUCUUCUUCGGAGCCGGAGGCCUACCCAGCCUUAACAUGGCCAACACCUGCAACAGCAACGAUGAUCCAACCUUCCCGGGUUCCGAACUUCCCAACUGCCAAUUUCUCCAACAGGAUAUUCAAGCCUGUCAAGCCAAAGGCAAGAUCGUCACGCUCAGUCUUGGGGGUGCUACGGGUGCUGCCACCUUUUCAUCCGAUGCCCAAGCACAACAGUUCGCUGAUACUAUCUGGAACCUUUUCCUUGGCGGUUCAAGCUCAACUCGACCAUUCGGAAAUGCGGUUCUUGAUGGAGUCGACCUGGAUAUCGAAGGAGGAUCAAGUACCGGCUUCGUGGCUUUCGUAAACAGGAUCAGAUCUCAUGCCAAUGGUGCCAGCAAGAAGUAUUACGUGACCGCAGCUCCUCAAUGUCCCUUCCCAGACGCUUGGUUGGGCCCCGUAAUCAAUAAUGCUGCCUUCGAUGCUGUGUAUGUUCAGUUCUACAACAACUUCUGUUCCGUAGCCAACCCAAGCUCAUUCAACUUUGCAACAUGGGACCAAUGGGCUAAAACUCAAUCACCCAACAAGAACGUGAAGGUUUUCGUCGGUGCUCCCGCCUCACCUACGGCUGCGGGUUCAGGCUACGUCGAUAUAUCUGCGCUCAGCGGAAUAAUUCAGCAGGCCAAGCAAUUUUCUUCGUUCGGGGGAGUGAUGUUAUGGGAUGCGUCGCAGGCUUAUGCCAAUAACCGCUAUGAUGUCGCUGUGAAGAAUUUACUCACCGGUACUUCAGGUGGCGGCGGCGGCGGUGGUGGAGGGGGCGGCUCUGGGGGUUGCACUGGUGUAUCUGCCUGGUCUUCUUCUAUCGCGUACAACGGCGGUGCUCAAGUCACUUUCAACGCCCACCUUUGGACUGCCAAAUGGUGGACACAGGCAGAUACACCAGGAGGUAGCGCAGGCGUCUGGACCGACAAUGGCGCAUGCUUUGCGGGCCUAGCUCCUACAGGCUCUAACGCAACUUCACCUGGAAACUCUGCGACUGAGGAGUCGCCUAUCAGCAACAGUGCUAUCUCAACCCAGUUCGCCUCUGCAUCGGUCUCCUCUGAAUCGGCCGUGGAGUCUAGUUCUCGCUCGGCCUCCAAUGACGCUACUGCCACCGCCAGCACUACCGCUACUGGUCGACCCAGGGGUAACUCUCGUGUAUUUAGAGGAUGAUUACACCAUUUCAGGCUUUAAUUAUUAUAUUUAUAUUCGGUCGCAGAUGGAGGCCUAGGGAAUCGGGAUUAAGGGUUUUGUUUUUGUACUAGUAUCUAUUAAGUGUAUAUCAGAAAGAUUUACAAUUUCGUAAGUGUA